Oldenlandia corymbosa var. corymbosa is the source of this 1146-nucleotide messenger RNA. The record is from the annotation of a GenBank genome assembly. Lineage: Eukaryota; Viridiplantae; Streptophyta; Magnoliopsida; Gentianales; Rubiaceae.
AUGGCCAAACAACUUGGUUUGUGCGCAGCUCAUCUCAUCAGUUUGAACUGGAACAAACCCAAUCCUCAUCAUAAUCUUGGUCGAAUCAAACCACCAAUCAACAAACCAAUCUCCAAGUUGAAGUUCAAAUUGAACCCAGAAACGCAAUUGCAACAACACGCGAAUUUAAAAGCACUAGCUCAUCUGGAGGUGAUGAAGAAAAAGCAGCAAAAGAAACAGCUAGCUGCUUCUUCAGCUACUGAUAAUAAUAUUGAUGCUUGUUGGAUUGAUUUAUAUGUUCCGGAGAAAGCCAGGCCGUAUGCUUACCUUCUGAGAUUAUACGAAAGCGUCGCGCCGUGGCUAGUAGGGUGGCCGUAUUUCUUGUCCCUGGCAAUGGCAGCUGAAACUGGAGCCCUUCUCGACCUCAAGAUGUUGGCUCGUUUCUUUCUUAUUGCUUUCAUGGACAGAAACAUUCUUUUGACCGUUAAUGACCUUCUUGAUCAGGAUAUUGAUGCCAAGGUUGAACGAACCAAAAGGAGGCCAAUUGCAGCUGGUUUAAUCACGACAUUUCAAGGUCUCUGUUUCCUAGGCAUUCAAAUACUCAUAGAUUAUGGCCUUUAUCUUCAACUCAAUAAUUUGAGCCAGAAAGUAUGGAUUUUAUGGUUGACGUUUAGUUUUGUCUAUCCUCUCACCAAGAGAUUAACAUACUGGUCGCAAGCCUAUUUCAGUAUGACUAUGCAUGUGGGAGCGUUUAUGAGUUGGGCUGCAGUUAAAGGGAGCUUUGCACCUGCCAAUGUGUUAUUCCCACUCUACAUUUCAGGUUUCUUUUGGACCCUUUUGUAUGAGACAAUAUAUUCCUGUCAGGAUAAAGAAGAAGAUGAGAAGUUGGGGCUGAAAUCCACAGCCAUUCUGUUUGGUGACUCAAUAAAAAAUUGGCUCACGGGUUUUGGAAUAGCAACCAUUUCUGGCUUUGCUCUUACUGGAUUUAAUGCAAAGCUUGGAUGGCCAUAUUUUGCAUCUCUGGUGGUUGUUACUUCCCACUUGAUUUGGCAGAUUGUAACAGUCGAUCUUGAUGACCCCAUCGAUUGUAUAAAAAAACAAAUGUCCAACAAGUGGGUCGGAUGUAUUCUCUUCAUAGGAAUCACCCUCGGAAAACUUCUCACUUGA